Molecule: messenger RNA, 1763 nt
Organism: Vigna unguiculata (cowpea)
Lineage: Eukaryota; Viridiplantae; Streptophyta; Magnoliopsida; Fabales; Fabaceae
Molecular function (GO): ADP binding; ATP hydrolysis activity
Source: RefSeq, a predicted model, not a curated record
AUUUAUGCUCAGUCAACAUCCAUAAGAUAUGGAGUGAUCAAGUCUCGUCAAGUUUCUGCUUUCAAAACUUGAUAAAAUUAGUUGUGAAAGAUUGUGAUAAAUUGACAUACUUAUGUUCGUUGACUGUGGCUAGUAGUUUACAGAAGCUGAAAAGUCUUAUCAUAAGUGAGUGUCCAAUUAUGGAGAAGAUCUUCGAGACAAAAGAAAGUAAUGCAGAUAAGGUCUGCGUCUUCCCUAAGUUGGAGGAAAUCCACAUUACCAAAAUGAAGAGAUUAAGAGAUAUAUGGCAUACUAAAGUGAACUUUGAUUCUUUUUCUAGUCUCAUUUCGGUGAACAUUGAAAAGUGCAAUAAACUAGACAAGAUUUUUCCAAGUAACAUGGAAGGAUGGUUUGAAAGUUUGGACAACUUGAAAGUUUCUAAAUGCCAGUCAGUGGAAACGAUUUUUGAAAUCAAAGAUUCUCAAGAAAUAGAUGCAUCUGGAGGGAUAAGCACAAAUUUGCAGGUUAUUCUUCUUGAAAAACUCCCAAAAUUGAAGGAAUUGUGGAACACAAAUCCAAAUGGAAUUCUUAACUUUAGAAAACUUCGGAUUAUAGAAGUAUAUGGUUGUGGUGAGCUUAAGAAUUUGUUUCCAGCUUCCGUGGCAAAAGAUGUUUCAAAUCUUGAACGCAUGUCGAUAUUGUAUUGUCAGGAAAUGGUGGAAAUUAUUACAUGUCAAGAUGCAUCAGAAGCUAUCGAUGAUCCAUUAGAGUUUCCCGAACUAACCUAUGUGAGAUUAUAUGGUCUACCAAACAUCAAAUAUUUCUAUAAGGGGAGAUAUCCGAUAAAGUGCCCAAAAUUGAAGGAGUUGAGUGUCAACGAGUGUUUGAAGCUUAAAACAUUCUACAAAGAAAUCAGUAAAACAUCAGAGGAAGAAGAAAGUUUUGUUUUCUCAGCUCAAAAGGUAUUGUCCAAGUUGGAGUACAUGGAAAUUGACUUCAUGGAAGCACAAAACUUGUUACCCAAGUACCCGAUGCACUAUCUAAAAGAACUUAGUUUGAUUUCAGUAGAAGGUGUUGAUUUUCUUAACCAGUUUCCAUACAGAAUGCCAAAUCUAGAAAAGCUAAAAUUGUCUUUCUCUAUAGGGUUUGAACCAAGAGCAAAUUUAGCGCAACAAGAAAGAUUGGUAAUCGCAUUAGAGCUGAAGGAAUUAAUUUUGUUGAAUGCAACGAUAAAGGAUCUAGGAUUUCCAAUUCUACGAAGGCUAGAGCUUUUAAGCUUAGAACAGUGCCAUGGAUUGAGCAAUUUAAAUCCUCCCUCUUUAUCGUUUACAUACUUGACAUGUUUGAAACUGAAGAAUUGUAGGGGAUUAAGGAAUUUAAUGGCAUCCUCCACCGCAAAAAGCAUGGUUCAACUCAAAAUAAUGAAGGUAAUCGAUUGUCAUAAAGUAGAGGAAAUAGUAAGCAACGAGGGAAGUGAAGAAGGGAUGAUGAUGAUGAAAAUUGAAUUCAGCAAAUUGAUUUCUAUAGAACUUGUGGGGCUGAGGAGCAUGACUAGUUUUUGCAGUUACAAGGAAUGUGAAUUUGAAUUCCCAUCAUUGGAAAUAUUGAUUAUAAGAGAAUGCUUGAAGAUGGAGAAAUUCAGUGUGAGAGAGCCAAUAGCACCAAAGAUAAAAGAUGUAUUUGGUGUGGAAGGAGAUGAAAAAACCAAAUGGCACUGGGAAGGUAACCUGAAUGCCACCAUACAUAAAAUUUUCAGUGAUAAGCAUAAAAGCUUUAAAUGGUAA